Molecule: messenger RNA, 4721 nt
Organism: Acipenser ruthenus (sterlet)
Lineage: Eukaryota; Metazoa; Chordata; Actinopteri; Acipenseriformes; Acipenseridae
Product: nuclear factor of activated T-cells, cytoplasmic 1-like
Exons: 10
Coding region: 417-3206 (929 amino acids)
Biological process (GO): regulation of transcription by RNA polymerase II; calcineurin-NFAT signaling cascade; cytokine production
Cellular component (GO): transcription regulator complex
Molecular function (GO): RNA polymerase II cis-regulatory region sequence-specific DNA binding; transcription factor binding; DNA-binding transcription factor activity, RNA polymerase II-specific
Source: RefSeq, a predicted model, not a curated record
CUCUGAUUUCGGUGAGGAGCUGGCAGAGUGUGGGUUACGUCACCAUGAGAGGGCGGAGGGAGGGUUCGAAGGUGUUUUCCAGCUUUAAAAAGACAGGAGCCACGAGCAAUCCUGCGUCAGAGAGAGACCCAGAGCAGAUGACAUUCUCAAUUACAUUACCAUCAGAGAGCCAAAACACCAGCCAUUCGCGGUCUCUAAGGAAAGAGAGUCAGUCAUUCAUCUAAAACUUCUUUAAUGCACACACAGGUUCUUUGUCUUCCAUUUCAGCCAGUCACUGUCACUUGGACUGCUUCAAUAUAACUCAGAAUAAAAACAAUUGUAUUUUCAUCUUUUCCUGCAAAGGGAAAAAAACUUUUUUUUAUAUAUAUAUAUAGAAUUAUUAUUAUUAUCAAGGAAGGAGAAAAGCGGUUGGUUGAAUGCAGAAUAAUAAUAGCCUGAGUGUCUCAAAGUUUGCAUUUGGACCAUUGGUUUCUUCAGCUCUGGCAAAGGAAACAUUGGAAUUUCAUUUAUUCUCUUCCUUCACCAACAUGAAAUCUGCAGAAGAAGAAGCCUUCAACUAUGCAACGCCUAAUGUUAGCAUCUCCCUGCCCCUCAACAUGGGAAACCCCUGCUUGUCAACAUACCAUGGCAUCCAUUCCAGCCAAGUUAUGUCUUCCAACCAUCAAGCCGGGUAUAUGGACAACGGUGCCUCAGGCUACUAUCUGUCUCCUAACAUCAGGCCAAAUGGAGCCCCUACCUUGGAAAGCCCCAGGAUUGAAAUCACUCCUUACAUCGGGAUGCACCAUGGCAACAGCCAGUACCCCCAGGAAGAAGAGAUUGAAGAAAGCAUCCCCAGUGCUAAGAGAUCAAACUCAAUUGUCACUCUGACCUUGCCCAAUGCGGACAACUACAGAGAUCCCAGCUGCCUCAGCCCAGCCAGCAGUUUGUCUUCCAGAAGCUGCAAUUCAGAAGCCUCUUCCUAUGAGUCAGGCUACUCAUGCAAUUAUGAUAACUCCCCACAGAACUCACCCUGGCAGUCUCCUUGCGUUUCCCCCAAGGGCACUGCUCCAGAGGAAGCCUAUCACCGCGGGCUGGCAGCCUGCACACUGCUCACCUCUCCAAGGCACUCCCCCUCCACAUCCCCUAGGACCAGCGUCACAGACGAGAACUGGCUUGGCACACGCAACUCCCGGUCAACCUCUCCAUGUGGAGGGAAGAGAAAGUACAGCUUCAACGGCGUCCCCUACAGACACCCCUCCUCCUACUCCCCGCACCACUCCCCAACCCCAUCACCCCAGACCUCCCCUCGGCUCAGUAUGACCGAUGAGACCUGGCUGAACAACACCAACCAGUACACCAACUCCGCCAUUGUGGCAGCCAUUAAUGCUCUGACCACCGACAACAUGGACAACAUGGACGGCAUCCCUGUUAAGUCCAGGAAGACCAAUGUCGACCUCAGUCCCACCAUGAGCCUUAAAGUGGAACCAGACGAAGAGGAGCAUGGCACAGUAGACCUGUCCCCUGAAGACUUUUCCAACCGACGGAUGCCCUUCAAAAAAGAAAACUUCUGUGGGGAAUUCUUAUCAGUGCCACAGAACCCGUACACCUGGUGCAAACCAAAGUCCUACAUAAGUCCUUCUCUGCCUGCACUUGACUGGCAGCUGCCGUCUUGCUCGGGACCUUAUGAACUUCAGGUUGAUGUGCAGCCCAAAUCCCAUCACCGCGCUCAUUACGAGACAGAAGGAAGCCGAGGGGCAGUGAAGGCAUCUUCUGGCGGACAUCCUAUUGUGCAGCUCCACGGUUAUAUGGAAAGUGAGCCCCUCACCCUCCAGCUGUUCAUCGGGACAGCAGACGACCGCCUGCUGCGACCACAUGCCUUCUACCAGGUCCACCGCAUCACCGGCAAGACUGUCUCCACAGCCAGCCAUGAGGUCAUGCUUUCCAACACCAAGGUCCUGGAGAUCCCACUGCUACCUGAAAACAACAUGAGAGCCAUAAUUGACUGCGCUGGUAUCCUGAAACUGCGGAAUUCGGACAUUGAGCUGCGUAAAGGCGAGACAGACAUUGGACGAAAGAACACCAGAGUGCGGAUGGUCUUUCGCGUGCACAUUACUCAACCCAACGGCCGGACCAUCUCUCUGCAGGCAUCCUCCAACCCCAUUGAGUGUUCUCAGAGAUCUGCCCAGGAACUGCCGCUGGUGGAGAAUCAGAGCAUGGACAGCUUCCCUGUGACAGGAGGGAAGAAGAUGGUGUUAAGUGGACACAACUUCCUUCCUGACUCAAAGGUCGUCUUUGUGGAAAAGGCCCCAGAUGGCCACCACAUAUGGGAGAUGGACGCAAAAGUUGACAAGGACUCAAUCAAGUCUACUUCAUUAGUGGUUGAGGUCCCCCUGUACCGAAAUCAGAGGAUAACCAGUCCUGUCCAGGUGAAUUUUUAUGUCUGCAAUGGAAAGAGGAAGAGAAGCCAGUGCCAGCGCUUCACCUACCUGCCAGCUAAUGUUCCAAUAAUAAAAACAGAACCUACUGAUGACUACGAGUCCAUAGCUUCCGGACUAAGCACACUAUCCAAAUCUUACUACAACCAGCAAGUCCUGACCUCCAUGAUGCCUCCGGAUCCUGGCUCCUGUCUGGUGGCCAGCUUCCCUUCCUACCAGCAGAGAAACAUUGUGAUGUCAUCCUCUUCACCCACCUCCAACUCAAGUCCUAAGCUGCAUGACCUCUCCCCUUCCACCUACACCAAAUGUAACGCCAACACUGGUCACAGUCAGCUAGCCAGUCUCCAGCAGCCCACAGCGGGUGUCCCCACAAUCCAGGAAGUGCCCAACUCCCCUGACCAAUCAUCUCUCAUCAUGCUGCAGUCCCAGGUGAGUCAGCAUCUGAGCAGUAACUGUUCCCAUGGUUACCAACAAACACUCUAUCCCAAUAGUCCCUCUUCUUCCCUGGUUCCCUCUGCCGCCCAGGAGCCACUUUAUGUGCAGACCUACAGCCCACCUCACCCCUCCGUGCCGAUGGGGCAGCAACCUCUUCAGCUGAAGAAAGCUCAGCAAAAUGGGUCUCCCACAAACCAGUCGGGGUCACUACCGCUCGUGCAGGAAGAGAAUAGUCAGACCUCAUUGCCUGUCAUUGUCAAGCAGGAGCCCCAAGAGCUGGACCAGAUGUACUUAGACGAUGUAAAUGAAAUUAUAAGGAAUGAUCUAUCCAGCACUUCUGUCCAUGGCCAUGCAUAGCCACAUACAAACUACAGGACUGAAGGAUUGAAAAAAAUCAAAUCAAAUCAUAAUAAUAAUCAUUCUAAGACUCUUAAAUGAACUGUUCUGGUAAAGACGAUGUUAAAGAGUGGCACACUGAUCUUCCAAUGUUGUUCAAUGUUAGAAGAAGAUGACAAAGCAGCGAAGCAACCCUUCUGCCCUAUCGUCUAUCUUCCUGGGACCACUUUUUGUAUUGUUUUAUUAAAAACUGGCAUUUUUUUAAAGGUCUGAUCUUCCAUCCAAAGAAGUUGCUCCUGAGUGGCACUGUUCUAUCUUAGCGCUAGUUGGCACUGUUUGUUCAUCAAUUGGCGGUCUUAAGGAACAGCCAUGGAUGUGCCUUAUAUAUUUAUGUAGUGAAACCGGGAUGCAAUACAAUAUAGAAAAAAAAGGUUAUUGUCUUCGUAAGAAGUGCUUUUUACAAUGCAAAACAAAUGUCAAAAAUGUUAAUGUUAUGCCUUUAUUCUGGUUUCCUUUUUCAUCAUCAUUCAAAACCAUCAGGUUUUUUAAUGUAUCUUAUGCCAUAUCCAUGACUGAAAAUAGUAUGAUUUGUUAUUUUCCUUUAAAGUGGCCUGUUUACUUUUUUAAUGAUUAAAUGUUACACACUGCUGCACAGGACACAAUGGUAAUUUCCAUCCUAGUGCACUAACUAAGCUCACAGUGAAGAACUGCAUAUAGUCUAAACUAGUAUAUAGUUAAAUUACAAUACAAAGAGACUGGAGAAAUCCAUAAUGAUUUCCUAAGUUUGCUAUUUUAAAUGGCAUAGAUUUUUGCUAAUCAACAUUCUUCUUUAGUAUAGACUUAUAGCAUAUACCGUGAUCAAAUGUGAGUGUUCUUGCCUGCAGGGUCACUAAAAGGGACAUACAAAUAUUUAGAAUUGAAUAAAGAACGGGGCUUCAAACACAAUACCUUAUUCAAGACUAAUUGCAGAUACGUGUGCACGUAAAUAUAACUUUUUAAAUUAUGCAAGUAAUAUAUCUGACAAUCAUGAUCUUUUUUUGUUUGCCGUUUUGGAGGUGGAAAAAAAAAGACUUAAGCUAGCAAUAACAUAUCUGUGGAUACCAAAGCAUAUUAGCUAGUGAAGUUACUGCUUUUUGUUUUAAUCUUUUUGGCUGUUUUAGAUUAAGAAGAUACAGUAGCUAGCUUGUUCAUGCCUCAUGAAUGUAUGCACUUUAGAUAGUGAAAACAAACGUUUGUGUAUUUUUAAUGACCAAAUGUUGUCAGUCGAUUGAGGGAAAUUAUAAAUUUUGUAGGAGGCUGUGUGGUCCAGUGGUUACAGAAAAGGGCUUGUAACCAGGAGGUCCCCAGUUCAAAUCCCACUUCAGCCAUUGACUCAUUGUGUGACCCUGAGCAAGUCACUUAACCUCCUUGUGCUCUGUCUUUUGGGUGAGACGUAAUUGUAAGUGACUCUGCAGCUGAUGCAUAGUUCACACACCCUAGUCUCUGUAAGUCGCCUUGGAUAAAGGCAUCUCCUAAAUAAACAAAUAAUAAUAAUAA